This is a messenger RNA of Camellia sinensis, 747 nucleotides long. Lineage: Eukaryota; Viridiplantae; Streptophyta; Magnoliopsida; Ericales; Theaceae. The record is from RefSeq and is a predicted model, not a curated record.
AUGACGGAGGGACCUGUAUCAAAAUCAUCAGAGAAGAGAUCGAUGGAAGGAUUAGUAAACAGUAUAUUAGUGGAAGGUGCAGCGAUAAUAAAGGGUUUUGAGGUCAGACCGAAGAGGCUAGAGAGAUUAUUGACUGAGGGUGAAAGAGAAUUUCAGACAGAGAUAAGAGUUAUUGGGAGAGCCCAUCACCGAAACCUAGUUCAGAUGAUUGGUUAUUGCCUUGACGGACCUAAUAGGCUUCUGGUAUAUGAGUACAUGCGUAAUGGAUCACUUGCAAAUUUCAUCUUCACACCCGAAAAUCGGCCAAGUUGGGAUGAAAGAAUUGGAAUUGCUCUCGACAUUGCCAGAGGCAUACUCUACUUGCACGAAGAGUGCGAGACGCAGAUCAUCCAUUGUGAUAUAAAGCCGCAAAAUAUAUUAAUGGGUGAUCAUGGGCGUGCCAAAAUUUGUGACUUUGGCUUGGCAAAGCUUUUGAAGCCAGACCAGACAAAGACUUUCACGGCAAUGAGAGGAACAAAAGGUUAUGUCGCGCCUGAAUGGCACCGGAAGUUACCAGUAACAGUCAAAGUAGAUGUUUACAGCUUUGGAGUUAUGUUGUUGGAGAUCAUAUGUUGUAGAAAAUGUUUGGAGUGGAGCCUUGCUGAGGAAGAAGCUGUCCUUGAAGAAUGGGUUUAUGAUUGUUUUCAAGCCAAGGAGCUUCAUAAACUAUUGGUUGAUAAAGAAGAGGUGGAAACAGUACCAACAUGA